Vitrella brassicaformis is the source of this 1358-nucleotide messenger RNA. The record is from the annotation of a GenBank genome assembly. NCBI's taxonomy places the organism in Eukaryota, Vitrellaceae.
CAGACUGUUUUUGACCGUAAGGGUGUCCGUUCCGGUGGCGACCGUGUUGACAGCAUGGAUACAUCCGUCAGCCUCUGUGGUCCCAAUUCACAGGAAUGGGCGGGGCGGCAGCCAGCCAGCAAAAAAAAGCCCGUUCAUUACCAUGCACUCAGCAAGCAUGUCUAUAUCCAUGGCCCCCAAAGAGACAUUACACAUCACACGCACCAUGGCAUGGCAGCCAAUCGUAGACAACAGAGACAGUCUCUCAAGUCGGUCAGAGACGAGUCAAUGUGAGCUGUUCAGCAACCAUUCUUGGGAGCCCAGAGUGGCAGCGGGAAUGGCACGAAAGCAAGACGACCAGCAGCAAUAACACUGUUCUUCAACCAACCCUGCCCACCUCCCCAAUGCAGCAAUCCCUACUGCGUUUUCAGCAAGCCUAUCCCUCGUCGCUCCUUCACCCCUCUCUCCUUAUGCACACCAUCCCCUGACCGCACACCAUCCCCUGACCGCCGUCCUCAUUGGUGACGCGGAAGCCGACACGUCAACCGCAGCGGCCCCGCGGCCUUGUCGGUUCCCUCACCAUCGCCCUCGCCACACUGAUUGGCGAUCUGCUGGUUGAGCACAUCAAUGGUGCGGGGGCCGAGCGUGCGGUGCUUGCUCUCCAGCUCGUCGACCAGGGCCUUGAUGAGCCAGUCGAUAUCAAAUCGCCGCGAGAAGUGCAGAAGGUUAAGGCACUGGAACGUCGAGCGACGCCGCAGGAGGGCACGGGGGUGGCUCAUGAACAGCUGCUUGUCAGAAAGAAUCUGGGCAAGGACGCAACACAGACAGACAACGCAGACAGACAGACAAUGCUGUGUGGUGCGAUUGCUGGCCAUGCAUGCACACCCACCCACCCCACCUCUACGAGUGUGUUGAGAGUAGCGUUGUCGAAAUCGUUUAUGUUGACCUCCUGCCACACCACACGCACGAGCACUGCAUCUAUCCGUCCAUCACAUCAUAUCGGCUCUCCUUCCUUUCUGCAGAAAACUCACCUGGCUGUCGCUGAACUGGUCGGCAUAGUCCUUCAUCUUUGAACUAGCCUCCUGGAGCAUGCGCCUGUCCACAGCGAAGCGAUAGUAUUUUGUGUCGCCAGGGCUCUCCUGCCGUUCGUCGAACAGGUGCUCCAUCGGCGCAUUAACGGCCGAAGGCGGGUCGGCCUCUUUGAUUGUCACCAGCAGCACGUCAACGCCCUCUCGUACCACUUCACCGCGCCCUCGAGCAGCCAUGGUCGGGUGUUCACAUCAUCAGCAUAAGGUUUCUGGUUCUUUCGGUACCCAGGCCGCCGCCCCACUGUUGCUGUGAAUGGCGUCCUCUGCCUCUCUAGCCUUCCCCGCCUCCCC